Messenger RNA from Glycine soja, 2610 nucleotides. RefSeq names its product glycine-rich RNA-binding protein RZ1C-like. Bases 1476 to 2345 code for a protein of 289 amino acids. The transcript has 4 exons. Gene Ontology annotation, molecular function: zinc ion binding; RNA binding. The record is from RefSeq and is a predicted model, not a curated record. NCBI's taxonomy places the organism in Eukaryota, Viridiplantae, Streptophyta, Magnoliopsida, Fabales, Fabaceae.
GCGAGAUUCGGAGUGAGUGAUGGCUGCGAAGGAAGAGAAUCGAAUAUUUGUUGGAGGUUUAUCUUGGGAAGUUACGGAGCGUCAACUCGAGCAUGCCUUUGCUCGUUACGGCAAAAUUCUCGAAUGCCAGUUGUAGAAGCAUGGGCAACAGACGUGCCAUCUUAUGAACUGACAAUGCAUUUGGUAAGGUGGCAUUUCUUGUGGUCCUGAAAUUUGGAAAGAUUCAGAUACUUCAUACGUAGUGCAGUUCCCAAGGAAGAAAGUAAUGUACUCUCUGUUUUUAAUGGAAAUGAGAAUUCCCCACUAACUAAUAUUGUUCCCUUCAAAGUAUAGAUAGAACCAUUUCAAUGGGCUGUGAUUGUGUGAUGCUCAGUAAACCAGUUAAAGUGAUUUGUUAUGUGAGUUCAAGAAGUCUUGCAUAUUUGCAUCAGUUGAGCAACCCAAUCUUGCUUCACCUUUGGCAGUUUUCAAUAGUUUCUCAUAGCCAUGUAAAGCUCAGGUGUUUGGAUAUUGUUUUGUGUCUGGUUGAUGUCAUCGCUCUUCUAACAUAUUCUUGUAAAUACCCAAACUGCGUAUGACUCUACACCAUCAAGUUCCGCAUCAUUAUGGGUCCUGUGAGUACUUACGUGCUGCAGAGCUCUAAAUUUUCAAUCUGAAGCAUUGGGAUCAUAAACAAUUGCUGUUCAGUUAGUGGGUUCCUCUCUUCUUGAUAAGAUACUGUGUCACACCAGUUGAUCUGCCUAUUAUAGCUAACAGUGUUGAGGGUUGAAUGAAUGCCUCUGAUUUAGUUGUUACUUUCUUCUACCUUGGAAUAAAGUUCAUUGGUUGGAGAUGUUUUCUUUGGUUUUGAAUGGUCGUGCUUUUGUCAGUGUGCUCUUAGAUAGAGAAUCCACAGCUGCAUAAGAAUGAUUUUCUGCUAAAAUGCUGGUGUGUUGUUGGAUAAGUCAGUAAAGAGGCGGCAGAAUUACCUAGUGUGAUAGGCUUAUAAUUGCAGUGUAGUCAAUUUUAUGCAUUCAUCUCCCAUGUUGCUCAGUAUUGUUGCCACAUAAGAUUGAUUUUUUUUUUUGCAUCUGAUGAGGUGAAUGAAUCACAGAAGGUAGCUGAAUUGCUCAAGAAAUGAAAGCAUGAUCUCCAUAAUGGAAUGCUGUGAAUGCCUGUCUUGCAUUUUGUCUUUCAGAAUUAUGGAAAAUUAUUUGCUGGCAGAGUUUUUGUUUUGAAGAUAUAUACAAUGUGAAACUCAUCAUAAAAUUGGGGUUACAACAAAAUGAUCUGGUGACUGUUGAAGUGAAAGCACUACAGUUGGAUUUUCAUGAUUAUACCAUUCAUUCGUGGCUACAUAUCAUUGUAAUGUUAGUUCUUCUGGGUCAGAAAAUAAUAGUUCCUAACAUGAGAGUGUUUUUUCAAAUAAGUCAGAUGCUAAGAGUAUGUUUGAGGGAUUAGAUUGUUAAAGGUCAUUCAUGAAGUCAUGAACCAGUAUGGAACAUGCUGAAAUUCUAGCUCAGAAUGUGGAAGUAAUUAUUGUAGGAGAUGUUUGUUGUCAAAUAUGGGCUUGGAAUUCCUCUGAAUGGCUUAGCUAUAUGAAAACCAUUCUGGUGCUUUUUCAUUGUAACACCGAAAUCAUGAUGGAAAGGGAUACAGGCCGUCCACGUGGAUUUGGUUUUAUCACAUUUGCAGACCGUAGGGGAAUGGAGGAUGCUAUCAAGGAAAUGCAUGGACGGGAAAUUGGUGAUCGUAUCAUCUCAGUCAACAAGGCACAGCCCAAGAUGGGGGGUGAUGAUGUAGACCAAGGUUACAGAGGUGGCUACUCAUCAGGUGGUAGGGGAAGCUAUGGUGCUGGAGAUAGGGUAGGACAGGAUGACUGCUUCAAAUGUGGGCGUCCAGGGCACUGGGCCCGAGAUUGUCCUUUGGCAGGAGGUGGUCGUGGUCGGGGUGGUAGCUCAUUUCCUUCACGUCCUAGGUUUGGAGCUGCUGGUGGAAAUGGGGAUCGUCUAGGUGGUGAACGUGAUCGAUACGUUGAUGAUCGGUAUGAGGGAGGACGUUAUGGAGAUAGGGAUCGUUUUGACAACCGUGACUACAAAUAUGGCAGCCGUGAUCGCUAUGCUAGUGACAGGUAUCCAACCAGUGGAGAUCGAUUCGCAAGUGAUCGAUAUGGCGGUGGCUCAGAUUACCCGCAAAAUGGUUAUGGCAAGGAAAGAGGGUAUGACCGGUAUGGUGGUCCACGAGGAGGUGCUGAUAGGUAUGGAAGUGGAAUGGGAGGUCGUGAUGAAGGAAGGAGUUAUAGGGGUAGACCUGGUCCAUAUGAUCGCCCAAGUAGGGGUUCUCGUCCGUCACUUGAUCGCUACUGAAUUCUAACGUUGAUGUUUUUAACGGGAAAUCCAAAUGCAGAAGCCACAUUCGAGACCUAGUUCUUGUUCUUGCUCUUGUUACGUUGGACAUCCAGUUUGGGACAACUGUUGCUGCUAGAUUGUAGUUUCAUAGAUUAUGGAUUUCGUAGUUUGUUUCCCUAUUUAUAGAUCGUGCCAAUCCCUGUUGAUUUUCCCCCUCCUUUGCCUGACGCUUUGACUAACUUCCCUAAUGCAAGUAAGCAUGAUUUACCGCUGCAUUCCAAAA